AAUCUUCUUAUGCCAUAUAUAUUUAAGUUCUUUAAUUUGGGUAAUUAAAAAAUGAUAUUUGGAACGAAAAAAGUUGCCGACGAGGAUGGGAUUCGAACCCACGCGGGCAGAGCCCAUUGGAUUAGCAGUCCAACGCCUUAACCACUCGGCCACCUCGUCUCAUGCGCACCAUCAACACUCCAUUAAAUUUAAAGAUGCACUUAAUAUUUGCAUUAAAAUAAAUCGCUCGUAAUAAAUUCAUUAAUACACUCGAUGGUCAAAUGUAAAGUUUCUCAACUAAGCAGUUGAGUUCAAAACUGGAAAAAUCCCAGCGCAAGUGCGCAAAAGACUCUAAGGGUUGCUAUAACAACCCUUACAAAAGUAUAUACAACCAGUGUCAGUUAUUCACGUUGUUUUCAUGUUGUUGUGCGUGUUUAUGUUACCCCAUUUUCAACACUACCCCAAGCGAUGUAGAAAUAUACAAGUGCAUCAUGUGGUGUGGCGAUGACGACGCUGGAGGGGUGAAGUUUGGCGUCCCGACGCCUUAAAAUGACUAGUGCGGCGUCGGAGGCCGUAACAGCAACGGGGGCGCGAAACACCAAACAUCGACGCAUCACCAAACGAGGCGUUUCCACCCUCAUGUAUGCCUCGCAGCAAGGUGACGUCGAGAGAGUCCGCAAAAUCAUACAAGAGCAGCCUGAGACUCUGCUGACUCGAGACCGCACUGGAAAGACUCCUCUACAUUACUGCAGUACCAGUGAUAAUAUUUGCGCCGCCCAAGCUGCAGAUUUGAUUGUUAUGGCAGCACCGGAUUUGGUCGAGAGCCACGAUGAUGACGGGUUUACACCGUUGCAUUUGGCCGUGAUCGCUGGGAAUAUGCCCCUGGUGACCUUCCUCCUGGCUAAUAAGGCCGAUGUAAACGCCAUGGAUAACGAAAAACACACCGUGGUGCACUGGGCAACAGUUUGUGGAGAAACAUCGGCCCUUCGAGCAGUUCUGGCCGCAGGAGCCCCCGUCUCUACCCCCGACGUCCACGGCGGUUACCCUCUCCACUACGCCGCCCAAAUGUGCGGAGGCGACAAGGAUUCCAACCUCGGCUUCCAAGUCCUUCAAACCCUUCUAACGCACAGCGAUAUUGUCGUCUCCGUCGAAGACGACGAUGGUCGGCAGCCCCUUUUGUGGGCCGCCAGCGCUGGGUCUGCGAAAGCAGUCCUGGCCUUGGUUCGCGCGGGGGCCAACGUCGAAGCCCCCGAUAAAGACGGUUUAACUGCCCUUCACUGCGCUGCCUCACGGGGACACACGGAUUGUAUCGACAGUCUCUUGACGCUUUGUGGAGCUACUCCAGAUGUGAUAGAUAGUAACGGCUGCACUGCGCUCCACUACGCCGUCACUUUGGGACAUGCUGAUGCUACGGCCCUGUUGUUAGCCCAUGGGGCUGACCCAAACCGCCAAGACCGCAAAGGCCGGACCCCGGCCCAUUGCGGUUGUGCCAAAGGUCAAUUCGAAACCGUCAAAAUGAUCGGGGCACAUGGGGCUAACUUGUGGUUGAGGAACGCAAGAGGAGAUCUUCCACUGCACGAAGCUGCAGCUUCAGGAAGGAGGGAUUUAGUUCGGUGGUUGCUCGAUAUGAGGCCCAGUCAAGUCAAUGCGAGGAAUAACGAUGGAAGGUGUCCUUUACAUUUAGCAGCGCUUAAUGACAACGCUGACAUGUGCAAGAUACUACUUGACGCAGGGGCUCAAAUCAAUCCGAUUUUAAGGACUUCCAAAAACACGUUUAUGACACCUUUGGACUGUGCCCUCCAACGAGGUUUCAGGUCCACUGCUAAGUAUCUCCAAUUACAUGGAGGAGUUCCUGCUACAAGACUUGGGGAUAUAAGACAAGGUCACACAACACCGGGAGUUAAUUUUCAAAUAAAAGAUGAUGUGACUUUUUGGGGAGACACAAGUUCUGAUAGUGAACGAGAAAAUGGAGAAGUAACGAAACACAAUAGGAGAAUUCAAAGAAAGAAGCUUUCGUAUAAAUACGAGAAGAAGAAAGCUUCAAUCUCCACCGGAAGUGAUUUAGAAAAUAAUAAAUUAAUGUCUAGUAAAUUAGAAAGUGGUAAAAGUGCUAAACGAAGACUUGGGGAGAAAAAUCAGAGAGCUAAAACAGCUGGUAGAACUGAUAGUGCUACAAGUAUCGAUUUGCCCAAACAUGCCACAAGAAAAACACCAUCAGGCCGGUUUGAUUACCACAAUGAGAUUAUAAUCAAUGGAAAAACAGAAAUCAAUAUUCACCAAACUAAAGAAAUUCAUAUAACGCCCGAUGAAGAGAAUUUAGAUCAAAUUCCCACCAAGCUUUCGAAUGAAGUUGCUGAAAAAGUGAGUGAAGUUAGUGUUGAUAAAGAUAAAAGGCCGAAAAGUGCAAAACAUGCGAAAGUUAAAGAAAAGGUUGAAAAAUCAGGUGGGAAAGAAGACAGUGCUCGAAUAAAGAAACAAAAAGUAGAAAGACCUACCUCAAAACAAAAAAUUGAAGAAAAAGCUAUUAAAAAUGAAAACAAUUUAAAAAUCGAAGCUGAACAAAAGAAAUUAACUGAUCAACAGUCGCUUAAGUCGAAUACGAGUGAGGAUCAAGAAGAACAUAAAAGUCUAGUAGUUGAAGCUGCUGUGCAUGAGCCUCCUAAACAAGACGUUGAAAAGAGUGAAGCUGAUAAAGUAUCACAGACGGAUAUUGUUGAAAAGGAGUCGAAAAUUGUUCAGACCUCCGAACUGGAGAAAGAUCAAGUUGAGGAAAAUGUCCAAGAAGUUAAAGCUGCUGAAACACAAGUACGUGAAAUAGUUGAAAAAGUUGAGUUGAAAAAAAACGAAAAAGUGAUUGAACAACUACAAGAAAAAAUCACCGAUGAAUCAAAAGAAAAGGGAGUUUCAGUAGAGAAGGAAAAAGAUCUUGACAAAAAAAGCGACGAAACUGUUGAUCAAACAACGAAAGAGGAAAAAUCUGUUGAAGAGUCCAAAGAUGAAAAUGAUUUAAAAGAAGUGGAAACAACGCAAGAGUUUGAAAUUGUUGAUGAAAACGAAAAGGGUGGAAAAGUGGUAACAGAGCAAAAAUUAGAAAUUGUUGAAGAAAAAGAAAAAAGCUUGGAAAAACCCGAAGAUGAAGAAAAGCAAGUCAUUGAAGAAAAAUCAAGUGAAGAGAAAAACGUUGAGGGUGAGAGUAAGAAUGCUGAAGAAACAGAACAUGUUACUCAGAAAAAAGAGGAUGAAACCAUUGUAAGUAAAAAAGAAGAAUUUGAGGAGAAAACAGACAAAGAAGAAAGAUCUAAUGCAGCAGAAACACUGGAUGAUAAACCACCAGGAAAUGGAGAAGACGUUUCUGCUAAAAGUGAGACGGAGAAAAAUUUGGAUGAGAAAGCUAAAGAGAAAAAGUUAAAAAAACAAAAAAUGAAAAAAAGGAGUGAGCGCAAAAAACGGCAAAAUGGUGAACAAGCUUAUGAAAUUAUUUACAAAACAAUGGCCGCUGAUGAAAGCGAUGAUCUAACUUUAGAACGAUUAAGCGACCGAGACAAUAAAACUAAAACUGCAAAACGGGAAAAACUCAGGCCCCAAAAAACUAUUUCUGGUAGCAAAUCAUCUCAAGAAGAAUAUUCCAGUGCUUCUGAAACUGAAUCGAGUACUUCUACAAGCGCUACUGUAAAAGAGCACAAGAGUUUUCGAAUUUUGAAUGAUAAAGAAGCUGAAGAGAUUGAAAACUUGAAACCUAAACCCAGAAAAAUAUCCCAAAAAACUCAAAAUAAACAGCGUUCUCGAUCCGAGGAAGACAACAAGAAAAUUAAAAGUGACAAAAUUAAAAGAAGCAAAAUACCGACACCUUUAGGCAAAUCCCAGUUGUCCAAAAGCGACAAAUAUUUAAAUGUGCCCGAACGAAAAAUUAAAUCUAGUAUGGAAUCACGUGUGCCUUCUCUUCCAAACAUUAACGAAACCAAAGAUCGAGUCAAGGAACAUCCACGGUGUGAAUCGAACAUGUCUGCACCUCUCCUAGAGUCAAUUUACAGCGACAAUGACAAAGCAAGUGCCUCUGACUUGGAGGAGGAACCCAGCGAAAGUGCCUUUAAACGGAAAAAAGUCAAAAGAAAAGCAAAAAUGCGUGAAGCUCGAAGCGCGGGAAGUGACUACGAGAGCAGCAACGUCAUAGACUCUGGAUUCGAACCGAGUCCUAGAAGCAGUAGAAUACCGAAAUGGAAAAACAUGAGCGAGAGGGGAGUGAACAUGACUUCGGUAACACAGUCAAUACAGUCUAACAUUCGGAGGUACCACCUUGAACGCAAAAUCUUCCAACACCUUUUGGACUUGAAACGGAUACAAAUCCGAGCUGGCCAACACAACGAGGCAAUUUUAGUCAAACGAGCCAUCGAUGCGUACCACCAGUCGUGUGCUUCGACCGUUGGAGCGGGCCGAUACGUCCCGGAGGACUACACUUUCCGGAGUUUUGAAAAGUUCCUCUAUUUGUCGUUGAGAAAGUUACAACGAAACGGCGCUGAUCACCUCAAAGGCCUUCCAGAAUCACCCGCCAACCCGCUCCUGUGCACCCAAAGCACCCAUCGGUGCAUGCAUGCCACCCAUGCCUACACCGGGAUCCCCUGUGCCGCGUACCUUCCCAAAAUGGAUCACCACACUAUCCCCAAAAUCGGGUUUACGUCAACGCAGUGCAAACCCGGCACAGGUUUUCUGCCAACAAUUAAUACGAAAAAGGCCGUGACACUCGAACUGUGCCACGGAAACGACAAACAAGUCAUAUCACUGCCUGCGGAUCGUCUGGAUCAGAACAAGCGAUACUACGUCACAUUUACAGUCAAGGGGAAUGAAGGAAGCCCCCCAGAGGAAGAAACAAAAAGCCACAGACAUUCAAAAAGCGACUAAGUGCAAUAUCUUGUUAGAUUUAUUGUUUGAUAUGAGAAAUUUGUACAAGGCGUUAUUGUAUAGAGGAAAUUUUAAUAAAAACGUUUUUCUUGUAA
Molecule: messenger RNA, 4970 nt
Organism: Tribolium castaneum (red flour beetle)
Lineage: Eukaryota; Metazoa; Arthropoda; Insecta; Coleoptera; Tenebrionidae
Exons: 9
Coding region: 529-4875 (1448 amino acids)
Biological process (GO): protein localization to ciliary inversin compartment
Cellular component (GO): ciliary inversin compartment
Molecular function (GO): protein binding
Source: RefSeq, a predicted model, not a curated record